GUUAUGCGGACAACUUCGACAAGCGGGUCAACAGCUUCAAGGACCUUGCGUACUUCGCCCAGUACGUCACAGACUGGUGCUCUGCGAGCCUAAAGACCUGCAGUCUUUGUUGGUCCCCCACCCGGGGCGUCUUCGCGCAAAUGGAGUGCGUGCAGAAGGCAGACCAGGAGCGGGUGAUCAGCAAGUUGAUGACCGAGCUCUAUGGUGGCAAGCGGCUGUCGGUCUCCUCGGUGGCCGGCGGGGACUACCAGGGCGUGGUGGAGAAGUCCUACCGCGUGGACUGGUCCGUGGUGGCGUCCGAGGCGGCGGUGGCGGGCAUCGAGCAGAAGGAGGCGGUGAAGCUGGAGAAGCUCGAGAAGCUGGCCAGAAAAGCGGCAGAGAAGAUGGAGAAGAAGAAGGAUAAGAAGGAGAAGAAAGACAAGAAGGAGAAGAAAGAGAAGAAGGGCAAGAAGGACAAGAAGGACAAGAAGAAAAAGAAGGACAAGAAGAAGGAGAAGAAAAGCAAAAAGGACAAACAGGACAAGAAGGAGAAAGCCCCGAAGAGCCAGCCGAAGGUGCAAGAAGACACCAUAGCGAGCCUCCCCGAGCCCGAGUCCAGCGAGGAGCCGAGUUCGGAGGUGGCCCCGGAAGGCCGGAGAUUCGCCUGGGAGACGUCGUCUUCCUCUUCGGAGCCGCCGCCGCCCAAGAAGCGCAAGGAGGUGGACCUCAAGUCAUUCGGACCCAUGGCGGCUCUGGCCGGCUCGGACGAAUCCUCGUCCUAG
Molecule: messenger RNA, 761 nt
Organism: Effrenium voratum
Lineage: Eukaryota; Dinophyceae; Suessiales; Symbiodiniaceae
Source: the annotation of a GenBank genome assembly